This is a messenger RNA of Rotaria socialis, 1641 nucleotides long. NCBI's taxonomy places the organism in Eukaryota, Metazoa, Rotifera, Eurotatoria, Philodinida, Philodinidae. The record is from the annotation of a GenBank genome assembly.
AUGAAAUAUAAGCAAUUAAAUCCUAAAUCUGUUCGGCAAUUAUCGACACAUAAGAUAUCAUAUUGUGCUGAUAAACAUCGCGUACGUUGCUCAUUAUGUGACUCAUUACUCAAAGCUUCAACGAGUCAUCGAUAUUUACUCGGAGGCAAAUCGAUUCAUGAAAACUUAGAUAAAAAUAUAACUUACAAUGAAUGUUGUCAACGAUUUCUAAAUGGAACCUAUGAAUCAGAUAAAUUAAAAAUGAUAUGUCUCAAAUGUUGUCAGGAUCUACAGCGGGUCUAUACAUUGCAUAAAGAUGCCGAAGAUUUAACGACAAAAAUUCGUCAUACGUGGCAUAAAACAAAACGAUUAAAUCGAGCUCGCCAUUUCCAUUUAAAAUUUCCAACAAUCAAUGAAAACGCUUCAUCGUAUCCUCUGCCGACAACGGCUACCGAUGAUAAUAUUACUAUAACAAUUAAAGAAGAACUUGACAUCGAACAAGUGCCCGAUGAAAUAAAACUACCAAUGGAACGAUCGCCCAUUGCUGUAUCUGAAACAGUACUUGCAAAUACUCCAUACGAUCUGUCAAACGCUCAAUCUAUACAUAAUAAGAUACACCUAUUAAAAGUGACUCAUCCAUUAUACGAUAAAAAUAAUGAAAUAAUUGAUAACUCUAAAAGUAAACCUCGUACUAAAAAACAAUUACAGCUACUAUCGAAAACAAAAAAUAUUAAUUUAUGCCAAUCAAAACAAUCUGAUCCGAAGCAAGAUUUCACAUCAUACGUGCCAAAGUCGACAUCUCAUUCAAGAAUUCCAAAUUCACAUGAAUAUUAUCCAACUAACUUAUUGAAUUCGGCAAUCAAUAAUCAAACGACUUCAGCUUACACUCAACUUAUGAUUAAUUCAUCGUCGCCAUCAGGUCAUCCACAACAAUCAGAAAUAAGACGUUGUAGUAGUUCAACGCAUGAACAAGCACCAUUAACAAUAAAUUAUCAACCAUCUAGCGAUGGUGAACAAUCUUUUUCACCCAAUACAAACGAUGAUGAAACUUCAUCAGUCAAUGGAACGAAAGGUACACGUUUAAGUCGUCGUCAAUAUGGAUUUUUAGUUAAAUUGCCUGAUCAACAAUCGUUGAAUGCGUUCAUCGAAACUUCAUCAUCGGAGUCUGGCUCGCGUUGGACUUGGCGAAGAACAUCGGCGAAUUCACGCGGCUACAAGGUCUAUUAUGUUUGUAAUUUUUCUAUGCGUCGUCAUUAUCAUCCAUGUCCGGCCGCAAUGUACGCAUUGUUUCAUCCGGAAGGAAGUAUAUCAAUUUAUUCAUGUGGACAACAUCAACAUAUUCCCAAAGAUCGUCUUCCAGUUAGUAUUACAGAUGCAACUAAAGAUGAAAUAUUUAAAUGUUUACAAAUCGGUAUGGCAACCACAGAAAUUCGCGAGCAUUUAACACGUCUACAAUUACCAUUUGGUGACGCAAGAAAACUGAAUAAUUUUAUUAAAUAUCAUAAAGAAUUAUUACGUUUCGGUACAGUAACGAAUGUUCGAAUAGGUGGAACAGCAUAUCGUCAGCCACAAUGUUGGGCAAUUCGCCGGCAAACACAAGCACCACCAUCAACAUCUACCGUCGAUGAUGAUAAUAAUGCAACGACAGCAACAACAUCUUAA